Molecule: messenger RNA, 1807 nt
Organism: Scophthalmus maximus (turbot)
Lineage: Eukaryota; Metazoa; Chordata; Actinopteri; Pleuronectiformes; Scophthalmidae
Gene: ap1m2
Product: adaptor related protein complex 1 subunit mu 2
Exons: 12
Coding region: 206-1480 (424 amino acids)
Biological process (GO): vesicle-mediated transport; intracellular protein transport
Cellular component (GO): clathrin-coated vesicle; clathrin adaptor complex
Molecular function (GO): clathrin-cargo adaptor activity
Source: RefSeq, a predicted model, not a curated record
ACCUGCGCGAGGUGACGUCACGACACCUUCAGGAAAGGGAAGCGGCUCGAGUCCGUGUGAGCUCCUCGGGCCCAUUCACGUCCUUUUAAAGAUAUAUAUUUUUACAGUUUGUCCUAUGGCGACGCCGCAGUGACACACGACACGAGCGACCACUCGAGCUGAAGUUGGAGCGGAGUUAGUGAGUGUGUGUGCGCGGACAAACACGAUGUCCGCCUCGGCGAUAUUCGUGCUGGAUCUGAAGGGGAAGGUGUUGAUUUGUCGAAACUACAAGGGCGAUGUGGACAUGGCGGAGAUCGACCACUUCAUGCCUCUGCUCAUGCAACAUGAAGAGGAGGGGCUGGUCUGUCCUGUAAUGUCGCACGGCAAGGUUCACUUCAUGUGGAUCAAACACAGCAACUUGUACCUGGUGGCCACCACGAACAAGAACUCCAACGCCUCCCUAGUGUACUCAUUUCUCUACAAACUAGUCGAGGUGUUCACAGAGUAUUUCAAAGAGCUGGAGGAGGAGAGCAUCCAGGAUAAUUUUGUGGUCGUCUAUGAGCUACUGGAUGAGCUGAUGGAUUUUGGAUUCCCCCAGACCACCGACAGCAAAAUCCUACAGGAAUACAUCACUCAGGAAGGGACCAAGCUCGAGGUGGCAAAGUCCAAGGUGCCAACCACCGUCACCAACGCUGUCUCCUGGAGGUCAGAGGGGAUCAAAUACAAGAAGAACGAAGUCUUUAUUGAUGUCAUCGAAUCCAUCAACGUGCUGGUGAAUGCAAAUGGCAGUGUGAUGAGCAGUGACAUUGUGGGCAGCAUCAAGCUGAAGACCAUGCUGUCUGGGAUGCCUGAGCUGCGCCUGGGCCUCAACGAUCGAGUGCUCUUUGCCCUCACUGGACGUGACAAGGGGAAGACAGUGGUGAUGGAAGAUGUUAAAUUCCACCAGUGUGUCCGUCUCUCACGUUUUGACAGUGAUCGCACCAUCUCCUUCAUCCCUCCAGACGGGGAGUCUGAACUCAUGUCCUACCGCAUCAAUACUCAUGUGAAGCCUCUGAUAUGGAUCGAAUCAGUCAUCGAGAAAUUCUCUCACAGUAGAGUGGAAAUCAUGGUGAAGGCAAAGGGUCAAUUUAAAAAACAGUCUGUGGCAAAUAAUGUGGAGGUGAGGGUCCCUGUCCCCAGUGAUGCCGACUCACCCAAGUUUAAAACCAGCACAGGAAAUGCCAAAUAUGUACCUGAGAAGAACAUGGUGGUGUGGACCAUCAAGUCUUUUCCUGGAGGUAAGGAAUUUCUGAUGAGAGCUCAUUUCGGUUUGCCCAGUGUGGAAAAUGAGGAGCUCGAGGGGAAACCUCCCAUUACUGUCAAAUUUGAAAUCCCAUACUUCACAGUCUCUGGAAUACAGGUGCGAUACAUGAAGAUCAUAGAAAAAAGUGGUUACCAGGCUUUGCCCUGGGUCCGCUACAUUACACAGAGUGGAGAUUACCAGCUGAGGACCAACGUGUGAAGCCUGAGCGAUCACACUGCUGUAUAUUACUUACUUCCAGGACUUCCUGAGGAGCGUCAAUGAUCACUUUGACUGGACUGAAAGAAUGUCUUUAAAAUUUCACCUGCAACUUGAUUUUAAUGUUUCUACUGUAGGACCACUGCUAAUUAUUUAAAUACUUCAGAAGAAUCCCUUUUUAACUAUUUGUUGUGUAACCCCCUACCCUACCCCUUUGUUUUUCUCAUGCUUGCAACACUGUAUAAGGGCAGCUUGUGGCCUAAUAUUGUAGAUAUACAUUGUGCAAUCACAGUCACUAAAGUGCGCCUAAAAUUAAAAACUUGCACCCGC